GCACACAUGCCAUGCAGUUCCAGCUGGCUCGCUUCUGGCGUGGGAGUUUGAUGACGCGUUCUACGGGGGACCGACCACGAAAUGAGAGCGAGCGAGCGCUAGUGCUGCUCACUUGCAGCCCGAAGUUGUUGCCAGCGCGCGGCAUCGAGUGCGAGUUGUUGCGUGCCAACUGACUCUGCCUAGUACGGUCGUUUGUAUCGGAUGUAGGUUUUGUGCCGUUCUCAGGGCGGAAGUUCGUUACGAGUUUCAAUUUUUAAUUACCGGUCAAUAUCAAAUAGACUUCGACACAUUAGCGACGAGCUCUUCCUCUACGUCUCUCUUUGUGUGGUGUGAGCAAAGCUUAGUGAAAGUUAUCUGUGAACAAGAAGAAAAGAAUAAAUUACAUAUCGCAACGAAGAACAAUAUUGAGGAUUGCAGAACCAAAACCCCGUGUCAAGUGUUGAGUGAAAUGAUAAACAAGAAGUUGAGAAACUGUGCUGCUUCAAUUUGUGUCUACCAAACGGUGAACUAACUAUGGAUCGUCAGUGUCGUGUUCGAAGGCAACGAAUUGAUCGCCGCAGGAUAAUGUGAUAAUGUGACCGGUGUGUGUCUCUUUAAGGACGUACGAGCAACAAUUAGGUGUCCAUCGUUGGCUCAAUAUCGCAUUCCCGAUGUGUUUCACUGCAACAAGCACCAGAAAACAUGAAAUGUUGAUUCUGUGGAUCUUAUUUCUGGUUUCAAUAGUUCAAGACUGUGCAUUAGCCAUCAAACUAACGGAGAUACGAGUUCCCAAGCACGCAAUCCUGGGACAGACUGUUAAGCUAGAGUGCCUCUACGAUAUGGACGGCGAAGCGCUGUAUUCUGUUAAAUGGUACAAGGAUGGUAGCGAGUUUUAUCGUUACGUGCCUCGAGAUGAUCCUCCACAGCAGACCUUUCCAGUCGAAGGUAUUACGGUGAAUAUCCAUAAUUCCACCAACAGUCACGUUAUGUUAGAGUCUCUAAACUUAUUCUCUAGCGGCAAAUAUCGCUGUGAAGCAUCAGCAGAAGGACCUUCCUUUCAGACGGUCGCCAAUAACAGUGAGAUGAUGGUGGUCGUACUACCGGAUUCGGAUCCUGUAAUAUCAGGAACAAGUUUACGAUAUCAAAUAGGUGAUCAAGUAAGAGUUAAUUGUACCUCGGGCCGAUCAAAUCCCCCCGUUCAGCUCAAGUGGUACAUUAACAGUGAAUUAGCCGAUCCGUCUUAUGUUCGGCAGUAUCCAACAAUAGUUUCCCUCGCACCUGGCCAUCUACAAACCUCUAUACUAGGGUUGGAAUUUCGCAUCAAACCUAAACAUUUUCGUCGAGGAGAUCUAAAACUAAAGUGCCUGGCAUCCAUCUCAAACGUUUACUGGAAAAGCAACGAGGAAAGUAUGGAAGCUGACAAGCCACAAAAGUCUCAUAUUCUGGAAUCACGCAAAACUGGACUAUUGGAAACUACACGAGCGGAUAGAGUCCAUGCUAGCAACAGAGUUUCCAAAUUGGAAAUGAAUCAAAACUUCUCUUUAUGUGUAGCUGUUCUCUACAGUCUCCUCUACGGUGCUAGUCUAUGGAUAGCGGAACGGUAACUGAACAUAAUUAAAAGCCGACCUUUCUGCGCACAAAAAACUAACAAAGUGCUAAAUAAAUUGCAUUUCGUAUGAACAAUGA
Anopheles funestus (African malaria mosquito) is the source of this 1665-nucleotide messenger RNA. RefSeq lists its product as uncharacterized. NCBI's taxonomy places the organism in Eukaryota, Metazoa, Arthropoda, Insecta, Diptera, Culicidae. The transcript has 6 exons. Bases 651 to 1583 code for a protein of 310 amino acids. The record is from RefSeq and is a predicted model, not a curated record.